This is a messenger RNA of Oncorhynchus masou masou (cherry salmon), 4743 nucleotides long. RefSeq names its product glycerol-3-phosphate dehydrogenase 1 like (gene gpd1l). Gene Ontology annotation, biological process: glycerol-3-phosphate catabolic process; carbohydrate metabolic process. The transcript has 9 exons. The record is from RefSeq and is a predicted model, not a curated record. Gene Ontology annotation, molecular function: NAD binding; protein homodimerization activity; glycerol-3-phosphate dehydrogenase [NAD(P)+] activity. Gene Ontology annotation, cellular component: glycerol-3-phosphate dehydrogenase (FAD) complex; cytosol. Bases 364 to 1419 code for a protein of 351 amino acids. NCBI's taxonomy places the organism in Eukaryota, Metazoa, Chordata, Actinopteri, Salmoniformes, Salmonidae.
AGGUGGAAAACCGAACGAGAAGAAGAUCGAAUGCAGUGGAGAUUCCAGAACAGGGUGAUGACCACAUUCUUCGUUUGUGCAGCUUCUUGGAGAAUAUGGACCCCUGUACUGACUUAUGCUGAGAGGAGAAGAGGGGUAUUCCGUGUCUUGCUGCGGUGUUGGUGUGUGGCUCUGACGUUUCUGCGUUUUUUUUUCUACUGGAAAUCCCGGGAUGGUCACUCCCUUUGACUGCCAGCCAACCACGAUACCGAUGUACCUCUAUAAUACAGGUUCUAUAUGCAUCAUCGCUGAGAACACACGGAUUCGCCAUAGCUCAUUCACCACACACAAGGAUCUCAACAAACAUCUAGGAAACAUCUCCAAAUGGCGUCGCCUCUGAAAGUGUGCAUUGUCGGCUCUGGAAACUGGGGUUCAGCCAUUGCCAGGAUAAUCGGUAGUAAUGCUCAGGCCCUGCAGCGUUUCGCCACCACAGUCAAGAUGUGGGUGUUUGAGGAGACCGUGAACGGCAGGAAUCUCACAGACAUCAUCAACACAGACCAUGAGAAUGUCAAGUACCUGCCUGGAUACAGACUGCCUGACAACGUGGUGGCUGUACCUCAGCUCCAGGAUGCUGCUGAGGGGGCUGACCUCCUGGUGUUUGUGGUUCCUCACCAGUUCAUCAGGAAGCUGUGUGAUGAGAUGGUGGGCUGUGUCUCCUCCCAGGCCAGGGGAAUCACACUCAUUAAGGGAAUAGACGAGGGUCCGGAGGGCCUGAAGCUCAUCUCGGACAUAAUCAGGGAGAAGAUGGCAAUAGACGUCAGUGUUCUGAUGGGAGCGAACAUCGCCAACGAGGUGGCAGCAGAUAAGUUCUGUGAGACCACCAUCGGCAGUAAGAUCAUGGAGAACGGCCUGCUCUUCAAGGAGCUCCUGCAGACUCCUAACUUCAGGAUCACAGUGGUGGACGAUGCAGACACUGUAGAGCUCUGUGGAGCCCUGAAGAACAUCGUAGCGGUAGGAGCAGGGUUCUGUGAUGGGCUGAGGUGUGGGGACAACACCAAGGCAGCGGUAAUCAGACUAGGACUGAUGGAGAUGAUAGCCUUCGCUAAGCUCUUCAGUAAAGAUGGCGUCGUCUCCUCUGCAACCUUCCUGGAGAGCUGCGGCGUGGCUGACCUCAUCACCACCUGCUAUGGAGGACGCAACCGACGCGUGGCCGAGGCCUUCGCCAAGACAGGAAAGACUAUUGAGGUCCUGGAGCAGGAGAUGUUGAAUGGCCAGAAGGUCCAGGGUCCUGCUACCUCAGCUGAAGUCUACCACAUCCUCAAACAGAAGGGACUGGUGGAUAAGUACCCUCUGUUUGUGGCAGUGUAUCAGAUCUGUUUCGAGGGCAAGCCGGUACAGGACAUGAUCUCCUGUCUACAGAGUCACCCAGAGCACCUGUGAGUGCAUCUAGCUAGGUAUGCUAGGCUAACCUCAGAUAGCAGAGCUAGCUCCAUCUCUCCUCUCCAGCUGCUCUCCUCUGACCUCUAUCUACUGAGAAGCUGUUCUUUCAAACAAGGGCCAGGUCAAUUCUCCCUCCCCUUCCCUGCCCCUCCCUCCCCAAUUUCCCUCCCUCCAUCCCUAACCCUCCCUCUGUCCCUCCCUACCCUUCCCUCCCCUCUCUCCCCAACCCUUCCCUUCCUCCCUCCCUUCCCACCUUACCUUCCCUCCCUCCCUCCCACCCUACCUUCAUUCCCUCCCUACCCACCCUACCCUUCCCUCCCCACCCUACCCCUCCCUCCCACCCUACCUUCCCUCCCUCCCUCCCCACCUUACAUUCCCUCUCUCCCUCCCCACCCUACCUUCCCUCCCCCUCCCUCCCCACCUUACCUUCCCUCCCUCCCACCCUACCCUUCAAGGUUCAGGGACCAAAAGUUACAGAGUAGAUGCUAUUUACAAUAUUGUUGUGUUAAAGAGAUGAGCCAAGGGUGCUGCUAAGUGUCUGGUGAAUCAGUACCUCACAUUGACAUACAAUAUCUACGGGUGGAUGUCAGUUUCCUUCGGUGCUAUUGAACCUGAAUGACCUCCGAUGCCACUAGCCAGCCAUUAGGGCUCAAAAGUGGCUCUAUGGACACUAUUCAGCAUGGGUCUCAAAUGCACUUUUUUUAUUUUUUUUUAUUUAAUCACGCUGACAGAACCAGACAUUGCCCUUUCAAUUAUUUUUUUAUUUCACCUUUAUUUAACCAGGUAGGCUAGUUGAGAACAAGUUCUCAUUUGCAACUGCGACCUGGCCAAGAUAAAUUAGUGUGUGUGGGGGGGGAUGUUAGAACAUAAUUAACUUGGUGAGAUGUAAUUCGUUUCAGUGGCACAUUUCAAAAUCGUUAAUUAGAAUAGAAUGGAAUUACUACAUUAUUCCCCCAGAGGGAACUUCUGUCAUUUUAUACUGUUUCACUGCCAUUCACAUCGUUUUAAUGACAUUACUUUACAGUCAAUCCCAAUGGAGUCAUACAUUGUUUUUACAAAGGGAACGAGUUGUCUUGAACUCACUGAAAUCCAGUUUCCCCAGUUCUGAGUUUCCAGUUGUUUUGGAAAAAGGCAGAAGUCAUGCUGGAUUGACAGCAUGGUCAAUGUGGAAUGUUUAUCCUUUUAAGUUUAGAAAAGAGGCCCAUAAACCCAGACUUGGACCACACAUCCACUCCACUGAAUAGCAGGAUAGUGAUUGCCUUGCAAUGCUUGCAGUUAGCCGCUGAUUCCUUCCAAACCACUCAUUGUUGAAUUUACAAUUCCCCAACUUGUUGUGUAAUGUUUAUGUCCAAUGGUCGAUGAGCACCGAUACGUUUUAUCUAUAAUUUCUCUUAAUUAUUUAUCUUCAUAUGAAAAGGAUUAAAUGAUUUGCCAGUAGAUCGAUGACUUAAUUCAUGACGAUGAGUGCUAGCUAAGAUUGUGAAAGUAUGAUGUUGACAUGAUCAGUCCAAUCAAAGCUGCUUUAGAUAUAACGUGAUUUGACGUCAUUCUUUCUGUAAGCCAAUGACCUUGUAGUCCUUCUUGGAAGGACACUUCUAAUGUAACUCUAUGGCAGCACCCAAGGGGAUUGAAUUUUCAAGCUCCACCCUUAGAUUUGGCGGUGUCGUAGUGUCCCCAUGAGUGGCGGCCCCACCACCACAUAAAGCACUGAGCUCGGCUGAAACACCUGCAUUUUGGACCUGCCUUACUCAAGAAAGCAACAAAAAAAGAAACCAAGUUUGUACGCGGCUUUAUUAACUCAAUUGUUUAUUUUUUGACAUUGUUUGCAAACUGAUAUGUGACACGUAUUAAUGCCAAAAUAACAUGCACAACAGACAGCCCCCACCAUGUUUUGUUUUGCUAGAACAGUGAAUGAAAGGUCGUUAUUCACUCUUAAAAGAAACGGUGUCUGGAAGAACCUCUUUUGGUUUGCCACAAAGGUGGAACAUUUACAUUUGAAAAAGGUUGGUCGAGAAACCCCCUCUGAAAAGGUUCAUUGAGGAAACCCCCUCUGAGAAGGGUUGUCGAGGAAACCCCCUCUGAAAAGGGUCGUCGAGGAAACCCCCUCUGAAAAGGGUCGUCGAGGAAACCCCCUCUGAAAAGGGUCGCCGAGGAAACCCCCUCUGAAAAGGGUCGCCGAGGAAACCCCCUCUGAAAAGGGUCGUCGAGGGAACUCCUGGGUAAAGUUUCAAACCGGAUCCUUUUUGUGAUGGUAGGAGUUCUUUUUUUUUAACCUUUUAAUUAUAUAUUGUAGAGGUGGCAGCCUAUCAGAUUGAAGGCGUGGCUUAUUGGAGGCAUGGCUUUCAGAUAGUUAUUUUUGGUCACCCGUUUAGCGUAAAUGUCAUUCCUGUUCGUUAGGUUUGUACACUGCAAUUUAAAAUGUUCCUUGAAUAUGUAUGCAUAUUACAUAUUCUAAUAUAAUAAUAUUAACAUGGUUGAUUACAUGCAGAAACUAUUCCAACUUUGGGAUAUGCAUAUAGGUUAGUGAGGAACUCCAGGGUUCCUCGAGUCACCACUAAUUCUAAGUGUGUAGUGAUUGACAGAUCCAUUUGUGAAUGGCAAGAGUCUAAAACAAUAGUGUAUGCAUAGUACUUGUAGUAGUACCUGUACCUGUAGUACCUGUACCUGUAGUAGUACCUGUAUAGUUGUACCUGUAGUAGUACCUGUAUAGUAGUACCUGUACCUGUAGUAGUAGUACCUGUAUAUUAGUACCUGUACCUGCAGUACCUGUACCUGUAGUAGUACCUGUACUAGUAGUACCUGUACUAGUAGUACCUGUAUAGUAGUACCUGUACCUGUAGUAGUACCUGUAUAGUAGUACCUGUACCUGUAGUAGUAGUAGUACCUGUAUAGUAGUACCUGUACCUGUAGUAGUAGUACCUGUAUAGUAGUACCUGUAUAGUAGUACCUGUACCUGUAGUAGUAGUAGUAGUAGUAGUAGUAGUAGUAGUAGUAGUAGUAGUAGUAGUACCUGUAUAGUAGUACCUGUACCUGUAGUAGUAGUACCUGUAUAGUAAUACCUGUAGUAGUAGUACCUGUAUAGUAGUACCUGUACCUUGUAGCAGUACCUGUACCUUGUAGUAGUAGUAGUAGUAGUAGUAGUACCUGUAUAGUAGUACCUGUAGUAGUAGUACCUGUAUAGUAAUACCUGUAGUAGUAGUACCUGUAGUAGUAGUAGUAGUACCUGUAUAGUAGUACCUGUACCCUACUGCAUAUAUAGGCAUUUCAAUGUGUUUUUAUACCAUUAUUAAAAAAGGGUUUAAUUUGUUUCCCUAUAUCAUCUAA